Molecule: messenger RNA, 1615 nt
Organism: Paecilomyces variotii
Lineage: Eukaryota; Fungi; Ascomycota; Eurotiomycetes; Eurotiales; Thermoascaceae
Product: putative UDP-glucose dehydrogenase
Exons: 1
Coding region: 76-1446 (456 amino acids)
Biological process (GO): polysaccharide biosynthetic process
Molecular function (GO): oxidoreductase activity, acting on the CH-OH group of donors, NAD or NADP as acceptor; oxidoreductase activity, acting on the CH-CH group of donors, NAD or NADP as acceptor; NAD binding
Source: RefSeq, a predicted model, not a curated record
GCUUUAUAAAGACAUAAUCCAAUACUUGAACCUGUGAGCCGUACAGUGAAUCAAAACAUAUCUUCAUAUUAUACAAUGGAUUUCGUUCCGUCGUUUACAACUCCGGUCUAUGAGGACAAAAGGUCACUCAUGGGCUUGAUGCGCUCUAAUACUGGUCUCCCCACGCCGCCUCCGAAUGGCAAUCUCGAGAAGGCAGAUGAAUACUUCUUCGACGUGCCUAUUAUCGAGGUCACACCACCACCCCGAGAAAGUCGCAGUAUCGUUGCUGUUAUUGGAGUCGGUUACAUCGGCUACCAACUUGCUACUGCAUUCGGGAGAGUCCACGACGUUAUUGCCUUCGAUGUCGAUCAACGUCGUCUCAGUGAGAUUGAGCCCCUGAUGGCCAACCUGAAGGUCCACUGUACCACCAACCCGGAAGAACUGGCGAUUGCAACACACUUCUUGAUCUCCGUUCCUACACGGCUGCACCAUGACAACACUGUGGAUACACAACAUCUCAGAAGUGCCAUUGAUCUUGUUGCACAAUACGCACGACCUGGCUCCACAGUCGUAAUCGAGAGCUCCGUUGCAGUGGGCAUGAGCAGAGACCUGCUGAAGGAGGUCAUGCUUCUGAAGGGUCUCAAGGCAGGCAUGUCGCCUGAGCGCGUUGACCCUGGCCGCACCGAUCCCCCUCUUGAACACAUUCCCAAGAUCAUUUCUGGUCUUGAUGACAUCGUUCCCGGCUCACUAUCCAGCAUCCAAGAACUAUACGAACAAGUAUUCCGAAACCUUGUUCCUGUCUCUUCCCCCGAGGUCGCAGAGAUGACAAAGCUUUACGAGAACUGCCAGCGCAUGGUCUGCAUUGCGCACGCAAACGAAAUGGCCGAUGCGUGCCAUACUCUUGGGAUCAACCCACACGAAGUGUCUGCUGCUGCUGCCUCGAAGCCAUUCGGCUACAUGCCCUACUCUCCUGGGCUUGGUGUUGGCGGACAUUGCAUUCCUGUCAACCCAUACUAUCUUCUCUCCAACUGUGACUUCCCUCUCCUCAAGGCAGCAAGUGAGAAGAUGGCUAAUCGCCCUGCUACAUUGGGUGAUCGUGUGAUGAGAAGAUACCUCAAUCGUCGGAAGGCUUCUUGGACGGGACCUCCAAAGUCAGACCGAACUCGAGUUCUCGUAGUUGGAGUCGGCUUCAAGCGUGGUCAAUCCGUCCUGAGCAACUCUCCUGGCCUUGCUCUCACCCGCCACUUGCUCGACGAGUGGGAGGCAUACGUAGAGUUUGCCGAUCCCCUUGUCAGUGAAGAAGCGGUUCCCUACGUCCCCAGACUGGAUGACCAGAAGGACUGGAACAAAGAAUCUCUUGAGGAGCAGUUCGAUAUUAUCAUCGUCGCUGUGAACCAGGUGGGGCUGGAUAUGGAUGUCCUACGGAAUCUUGAUGGAGUCCACGUCGAGAACUUUACGGCAUCGUGAAGAAAAAGAAUGAAAAUGACUUUGGUUUGAGGCGUUUAGUUUAACGAUUCAUGUAUAUGUCCUGAUUGCUGUCAUCAUUGGAUAGAUAGGUUGGACGGUUUAAAUAUACUGAAAUAAUGAUUUGUUAUAUAGUUUAUCUACUUAGGUCUCCGCUAUUAUAAGAAUGAGC